This is a messenger RNA of Monodelphis domestica (gray short-tailed opossum), 4333 nucleotides long. It is a transcript of the gene TTI1, whose product is annotated as TELO2 interacting protein 1. Gene Ontology annotation, cellular component: cytoplasm. The record is from RefSeq and is a predicted model, not a curated record. NCBI's taxonomy places the organism in Eukaryota, Metazoa, Chordata, Mammalia, Didelphimorphia, Didelphidae.
CUCUUUUUCAGCGCGUCCCGGGACCUUUCUCGUGCCUCGGCGCGCUGACCUCAACGUCACUUCCGGAAAGGAGCCCGAGUGGUGGGAAAAGGCUAGAAGAUAACCAGGAAGUAGUCCUUUUAUCAAGAAGAGAACUUCUGAACAAUGGCGGUUUUUGAUUCUCCCCAGGAAGCAUUUGGCAUUUUACGCCCAGUUUGUGUUCAGCUCACAAAGACACAGACCAUAGAGAAUGUAGAACACCUUCAGACAAAACUGCACACUAUAGGUGAUUCUGCUCUUCAAGACCUUCAAGAAUAUGUCCUCUUUCCCUUAAGAUUCACCCUCAAGACUCCAGGUUCCAAAAGAGAAAGCCUGGUCCAGUGCGUAGUGGAAUGCAUUACAUUUGUCCUUUCUACAACAUGUAUAAAGAAACAGGACCUCCUUCAAGAACUUUUUUCAGAGCUAUGCCUUUGCCUGUCUUCUCCUAAUUCCCAACAACCAGCACCUGUAUCAGAAGAAUUAAAAUUGGCUGUAGUCCAAGGACUCCAUACAUUAAUGCAUUCAGCCUAUGGAGACAUAAUCCUCAGCUUGUAUCAACCUUGCACUCUUCCCCACUUAGGAUUUGCUAUAUCUUUACUGUUAACUCUAGCAGAACAGGAGAAAUCAAAGCAAAUUAAAACUUCUGCCUUAAAGUGUUUACAAGUUCUUCUCCUACAGUGUGACUGCCAGGACCAUCCCAAGUUGUUAGAUGACACUGAGAGAGAACAACUUGGAGAUUUGUUUGCUUCUUUUUUGCCUGGGAUCUCAACUGCAUUGACCAGGAUUAUCACUGGGGAUUUUAAACAAGGUCAUAUGAUCAUCAUAUCUGCCUUAAAAGUCUUUUACAAGAUAAUUGGCUUCGUUAUGGCUGAUGAACAGUUAGAAAAAAUUCCAAAAGACAAAAAGAAGCCUUCAGUUGAAUGCAGGGUAGCAGAACUUAUGGUCCACAGAGAAGCAAAUUGGGUUAAAAAUACUGGCAGUAAGUUGGCUACCCUUAUUGAAAAAAUAGUUGAAUUUGUUUCAGUUCACCCACACUGGAAGGCAAGGAUGGAACUGAUAGAACUUGUCCAGGAUCUUCUAUUGAAGUGUAGACAAUCUUUGUUGAAUUCUGUUGGCCACCUUUUGAAGGCUCUGGUGGGUUUGGUAAAUGAUGAGAAUGCUGAUGUCCAAAGCAGAUGCAAUAAAGUUCUGAAAACUUUUGCAGAUCAAAGGAUAGUUGUUGAGAGCAGGGCACUUGCUGACAUCCUGUCAGAAAAUCUACAUUCUCUUGCUACAGCCCUUCCCCGCCUUAUGAGUUCACAGGACGAUCAAGGCAAAUAUUCUACUCUCCUCUUGUUACUUGGUUACCUCAAACUCUUAGGCCCCAAAGUAAACUUUGUUCUCAACUCUGUGGCCCACCUUCAUCGGCUAUCCAAAGCACUCAUACAAGUUCUAGAACUCGAUGUGGCUGAUGUGAAAAUUGUUGAAGAGCGCCGCUGGGGCCCUGAUAGAUUGGCCGAAUCCUCAAGUUCAUUGUCAGAGCCACCUUUAUACAAAAGCAAAAGCCAGAGGAAAUAUUUUCGCUUCUUCACAGAUGAGCGGAUUUUCCUGCUCCUGAGGCAGAUAUGUCAGACACUUGGCUUUUAUGGGGAUCUCUAUCUGCUUGUGGAUCACUUCACCGAGCUGUACAAUGAAUCAGUCAUUUAUAGAAAACAAGCUGCCAUGAUCCUUAAUGAGCUGAUUGUAGGGGCUGCAGGGAUUGAGGUGGAAGUUCUCCAUGAAGAUAAGAGCAUGGCAGGCUCAGAAGAACUGAGGCAGGUCAUCACAUCCAUCCUUGAGGAAUACAUAAGCCAAAAAAACUGGUAUUUGGUCACCUCUAAGGAAGCUGAGGGAACAAUGAAGCAUUCACACCUUCAGGCCAUCACAUCAGAUGUUCACACCUGUCAUCUUGCACCACUUCCAUCGUCUUCAGAGCUUAGUCUCACUGUCUGUUCUAUGAAUAGCAACAUCUGGCAAAUAUGUAUCCAGUUAGAAGGGAUUGGCUGCUUUGCACAUGCACUAGGAAGAGAAUUCCGUUUGCUUUUAAUGUCAGCUCUCUACCCCGUGCUUGAAAAAGCUGGAGACAAAACUCUGCUUAUUAGUCAGGUGGCUACCAGCACCAUGAUUGACAUUUGUCAUGCCUGUGCCUAUGACUCUCCCCGGGACCUGAUCAAUAAUAAUGCUGACUAUUUAGUGAAUGAGAUUUCCUUAAAUCUACAUCAGAUGGCACGGUCCCCUCAUACCCCAAUAGUCUUGGAAAUUAUGUUCCAGAACUCAGAUGCUAGCUUGCUUCCUUUGAUAGAAGAUGUGAUUCAAGAUGUACUGUUCAGCCUGGAUCAGUUUCAUGAUGAGAGAGCUGCUUCAUUCCUCAGUGUCCUACACACAGUGUUGGCAGCCUUAGCCCGGUGGUUCCCAGAGGCCAAGGAUGACAAACAACUCCAGAAACAGAAUUUCAGGAAGGAAAAAUAUGAUUUACACCAAGGCUCAUCGACUCUUGGGAAUGGAUUUGCAUUUACUACCCCUGCUGAAGAAAUAGAACAGUUUUUGUUGAACUACCUCAAAAAUAAGGAUGUUGCGGAUGGAAAUGUCUCCGAUUCUGAUAAUGAAGAGGAGCAACCACCCCCGUCAGAGGCAGAAAUGAAUGAUGUCUGUCCAGAUGUGGAAGCCUUACUUCCAGUUCAGACCCAGAUAGCCAAGGAUGUGAUGGAGAGGUGCAUUCACUUGCUGUCUGAUAAAGAUCUGAAGACACGCCUGAAGGUUCUGGAUGUGUUGGAACUGUGUGUGACAGUUCUGCAAUCUCAUGAGAACCAGCUACUUCCCAUGAUACAUCGAGUCUGGCUGCCACUCGUGCACCGACUUACUAAUGAUGACCCCCUGGCUGUUCUCAGAGCUUUUAAGGUGUUAUGCACCCUAGGAAACCAAUGCGGUGAUUUCCUUCGGAAUCGGUUUUCCAAAGACAUCCUGCCAAAGCUAUCUGGCUCCUUGGUCACCCAGGCUCCCGUCAGUGCCAAGGCUGGACCUGUCUACUCCCAUACACUUGCCUUCAAAUUGCAACUGGCUGUGCUGCAGGGUCUGGGGUCACUUUGCAAGGAACUGGACCUGGGUGGGGGUGACCUGAAUAAAGUGGCAGAUGCCUGCUUGAUUUACCUGAGCGCUAAACAGCCCGUGAAAUUACAAGAGGCUGCCAGGAGACAUGAAACUGUUUAGCUGAAUCUCCAUUGGGCUUAGGAACCAUCUUAAUGGCCCUGCUUAAUGAACUUCAGUGUAUUUGUUAUGCUGUCAGAAGCAAUUUGACAUUGUUAUCAGAGUCCUUUUGAGUAGCCCAGUAAAUACUCUCUUGGGCAAAAAUCAAAUGUCCCUUUCUCCCUUUUCCCUUUUAUUCUUCCCUCCUCCUCAUUCCAUUGUGUCUCCCCAGUGUGUUCCUCCACCUGAUGAAGGUAGAUCCAGACACCACGUGGUUCAUUCUGAAUGAACUUUACUGCCCUCUUCCAUAUGAGCCCCCACACCCCAGCCUCUACCCAGUGAGCCUGAGUGGGAUGGCCAAGCCUCGGACAGAAUACACUGACAACGUGCUCCUCCUCCUAGCUGAGCUGCAGGGCUGAGGGGCUCUCCCUGAGAGGCCAAGCAUCCCUGCUUCCCGGGAUGAUGACACAUCUAUGCCAGCUGCUGACUGGCCACCCCCAAGGGGCACGAAGGGAUACAUGUUCUCCUGAAGCUGGUAGUCGUUAGAGCAAUUUCUUCUGCCCCUGAACCGUUGGACCCCGAGACUGGCAGCCCAGAGGCAGCCUUCAGAGAGAAGAACAUGAAGGGGGAUGAGACAGCCCAUCGAUUUAUAAAUUGAUCGAUCAUACAACUGCUUAGAAAUUGGAUUGAAGCAAAAUAGCUGACUGUUAUUUAUAUUUUACACCUUGUGUUUUCAAAUGACAUUGUCAAACAACUCUAACAAUUUAACUCCUUGAUAUACUUUAGUCAUUGGACAGAGCUAUGUUCCAGGGGCAGAUUGCUGGCCUGACACACACACACCACCACCCCACUUCAGCUGCUUUUUUCUGCGUUUUGUUGUCAUUUUUUUUAGACAUCUGGCAAAGACAAAAUGACCUUUCUUCCUCCUGCAUUUUUGUUCUCUUGAAUGCCUUGUUCAAAUAUUGAAUCCAUGAAAAUGCAGAGUCUACAGACUUUCCAUUCCAUAUAUGUGGAAGCAUUAUCUCCUCUUCUUCCCACCUAAAUAAUGACCCUGAAUCUGUUGGUUUGGUUUUUUAGCACUUUGGAUACACAAUAAAGAUGUUAUAAUCAUUCA